This is a messenger RNA of Lycium ferocissimum, 1074 nucleotides long. RefSeq lists its product as uncharacterized. Gene Ontology annotation, cellular component: myosin complex. Gene Ontology annotation, molecular function: cytoskeletal motor activity. The transcript is spliced from 4 exons. Lineage: Eukaryota; Viridiplantae; Streptophyta; Magnoliopsida; Solanales; Solanaceae. The record is from RefSeq and is a predicted model, not a curated record. The coding region runs from base 61 to 690 and encodes 209 amino acids.
AACUUUUAUAAACAUCGGCACUUCCGCCAACCAUUUCUUCUCCCUCAAAUAUUACCGGCUAUGUCACGUUAUCUAUCAAAUAGGGUUCAUUUCGAUGAGGAGGGCCAACUGGGUGGAACUAAUUUGAAGUUGAGGCCCUCCGAAAGCAACGUUACGAUAGAUCAAGAACCUUUUAUGGGAGUGAAAGUUCGUAGAAAAGCUUCUAUUCAUAGAGAUUAUCUUGGUGAUUAUCUUGACGUUCCUUCUCGACCUUAUCUUAUCAAGAUUCUCGAAAAACAAGGUGACAAAAAGGUUCUAUUUGCAGACACAGUUAUGAAGUUUACAAGCACAGGGAAGAUGAAGCGGCGCAUUCUCUUUGUUACUGAUUUCGCCAUCUACAUUGUAAACCCAGAAAUUGGCGCACUUAAAAGGCGGAUUGCCCUGGCAGCUGUUGAGAAGCUUUGUCUGAGUGAAUUAAGUGAUAAUUUCCUUGCAAUUAUCAUCCCGACUGAGUACGAUCUGCUCAUGGCCAGUACUCGGAAGACAGAAAUAGUGACAACCUUAGUAGAUGCUACCAAGAGUCAAUCUGACUAUGAACUCGAUGUUCUCUUCUCUAAUAGGUUUGAGUACAAUGCAACUUCUGAACUCGUUAAAGAAGUUCAAUUUGAGCAAGUUGAAGCGGGUGUCAAAACAAGAAUCUCGCGGAAAUGAACUACCCUUAGCAUGUAACUGUCUAAGAACAUCAACUGCUCUCUACCAUGUCUGCAAAUGUAUGUCUUGCUAUUUGGAAGGGGGAGCCGGUUUUGCACUUCCUCAAACAAAGAAACGCGGUGGGAUCUGGGUGUAUCAUUCCAUGUAGAAAGGUGAUCGAUUUUUACUUAUCAAAGAACAGAAAAGGCAAAGGGACAGAAGUAUUAUUUUUUCAUCAGCUGGUUUCGUCGCUCUACCUAUGCCUACAUAUGCAUUUAUAUAGCUUGUUGCCUUGUUGUAAACCUGUAGAUGUGUUCUCCUUUCUUCUUUUUUUCCCUUUCUCUGAUUGUGUUUCGUAACAUUGUACAUUUUCCAAUUUAUAAGAUGAGAAUGUUUGGUGGUUAA